Molecule: messenger RNA, 549 nt
Organism: Trametes versicolor FP-101664 SS1
Lineage: Eukaryota; Fungi; Basidiomycota; Agaricomycetes; Polyporales; Polyporaceae
Exons: 7
Coding region: 1-549 (182 amino acids)
Source: RefSeq, a predicted model, not a curated record
AUGAGAUUCUUCGCCAACACCUUCCCUGCCACCGCCCUCGUCGCGGCUCUCGCCCUGGGCGUAGCCGCACAGACCGCCAACGAGGUCGUCAAAUCCGUGGGCCUCAUCACGCAGACCACGAACAACUACAACACCCAGUUCAAGCGCGUGUCCGCGAGCAACAUGGGCCACGAGAGUGAUAGCGUCCCGGAUGGCAUAAACGCGCUCACCGACAUCACCACCAACCAGAUUAUCGAUGUCUUCCUUCAGGAUGAUACCCCCACGGCGCUGAACAGUCGCGACGCCGCUGACGUCGUGUACUUGUACCAGGAGUCCGUGAAGGCUGCCCAGGACCUCGUCGCCACACUCCUGGAGGACCAUGAUCUCUUCGCCGAGUACGCCGUCGCCGGCCGCGUCACCCAGUCCGUGCGCGCCUACAGGGUUGCGACCAUGCAAUACAUGGGGGCCAUCAAGGGCGUCGCGGAGUCCCGCUCGGACGACAUCAUUGGGGCCUUCGACGGGCUCGCGGAGUCGCUUGAAGAGUUUAUUCAGCUGUACGAGCAGUCUUAA